Molecule: messenger RNA, 1558 nt
Organism: Episyrphus balteatus (marmalade hoverfly)
Lineage: Eukaryota; Metazoa; Arthropoda; Insecta; Diptera; Syrphidae
Gene: Mthfs
Product: 5-formyltetrahydrofolate cyclo-ligase
Exons: 7
Coding region: 914-1534 (206 amino acids)
Biological process (GO): tetrahydrofolate interconversion; folic acid-containing compound biosynthetic process
Cellular component (GO): mitochondrion
Molecular function (GO): 5-formyltetrahydrofolate cyclo-ligase activity
Source: RefSeq, a predicted model, not a curated record
UAACUUCUACGAGAUUUUUAUUAAAUAAUUAUGUUACGUAAUUUAUUUUUUAAAGAUAACGCUUUUUAUAUGCUAAGGCAAUUUCGACGCGGUUAUAAAUUUCAAGUAAAAGGCAUUAUUCCUGGAGGAGGCCUAGGAAAACUUCAAGGAAUAAAGGAAGAAGAAUAUUUCUCAAGACAGGAUCACAAAAUGUUACAAAACAUGAAAGACAACUUUGAAAACUCUCAAUAUUACAACGUUGGAUGUAUUUCAUCUACAAAAAUUUCUAAAGAAACUCCAAAAAAACCCAAGUCGGAUCACAGGUAUUCAAUAAAACAUAAAAUUCUUCUCGAAGAGGCCUACUUUUUAAAUGAGCACUGCGAUAGUAUACAAAUUAUGAAAGCAAGAAAAAAUAGAGAAGACGAUUUUUAAAACAAGUUUCUUGAACAUCUACCUGCAUCAGCAUUUUUAAAUUUAACGAUCAAAAUGUGCAGUACAAGAAAUGAUAACUUCCACCGGAAACACUUUUCAACGCCAUAAUCAAAAAACCAAUUUUCAAAUCAGCUGUGUAGCUGUCAAGCAAAACAAAAAAAAAAAUAGAAAAACAAAACAAACAACUGUCUAUUUUUAGAAGGUUAAAAAAAAGUGAUGCGCUAUAUUUUUUAAAAGGAAUUUAAAAAGAGUGAAACAUUUUUUCAAUCUCCUCAAAAAUAGUCAAUUGAUUGUCUUGUUUUUUAAAUUGUAAAUUACAACUUUUGGCUAAAAGUAAACAUAUUUUGAUAUCAUUUAAUUGACUUUUGUUUCAUUAUAAUGUUCAUUGCUCGACGAGUUGCUUUAAACUUAAAACCAAAGAACAUUCUACUUAGCUGAGUUAAGGUCGAUUACUUCCACUAAAACACUAAACCUCAUUCUGACACAUUCCAACCCCUCUACCAUGACGACACUUUGUGGAACUAUUAAGAAAGUACUUCGUAUGGAAAUGAAGGAUAAAAUUCUUCCAGCAAUCACACCAGAGUCUAGGAAGAAGCAAUCCUAUGCAAUUACUGAAAGAGUUAUCGGGACUGAUGACUUUAAGAAAGCUCAAACAAUAAGUAUUUAUUUAAGCACAUCAACAGAAGUUGAUACAACAAACUUGUUGACAGAAAUGUUUCAACAAGGGAAGAAGGUAUUUGUACCAACUUACAAUAAAAAUGUAAUGGAAAUGGUUAAACUCGAUAGUAUGCUGGACUAUGAAUCUCUUCCACUCACAAAAUGGAACAUCAAACAACCAAAUAUCAGUGAUGGACGUGAAAAUGCUUUAACCUGUGGUGGAAUAGAUCUAUUCAUUGUUCCUGGUGUUGCGUUUUCUCGAAAAGGUGGACGUUUAGGUCAUGGAAUGGGUUUCUAUGAUAAAUACUUUAAAAGACAUUCCGAGACAUAUCCAGACAAAAAGUCAAUUCUAAUGGCAAUUGCUUUCAAAGAGCAAAUAGUACCUGUGACUGAAUUACCAUUGGCAGAACAUGAUGUGAUUUUGGACUAUGUUGUAACGCAAGAUGAUGUUUUUUCUUCGAAAUAAAAUUUUUAUAUAAUGUAUUUUUUU